AAGGUAGCGUGAACGUCGGGCAAGGUGCCCGUUAUGAGCGUGACCAAUGGCUAUACCGCUACCCGGUGAAACCCGAGAACCUGCCCGAGUUGAAUUCGGUCGAAGAACGGCUCAUCGCGCCACGUCUGCCAUAAACGAGCAUUCGACGUCUCACGCACGACAACAUGCAAGACGAAAUCAAAGGCCAAGUCGCGAACGUGUCCAUCGAAGGGCACAAACUCGUGCAAUGCCUCUUUAGAAAUGUCCUCGAAUGCGCGGCCAUCCACGUGCACAUCGAACGAAGGCUCAUCAGAAAACGACGAUCGGGUGCCAUGGAAGGUGCCAUAGAAGGAACUAUGCCUAACGCAUCCGAACCUAAGGCUCGUCAUGCAGCUGCCCGUGCAGAUUCGGGGAGGUCUCUUUCAUGCUUCAGCGUUGACGAGAAUGUUCAGGAUUUGCUUUGGGACGAGGAUGUCCAAAUGGAGGAGCUUCUCGAUUUCUCCUUCGACCACAUUGACAAGCUGGCUGAACGCAGGGGCAAAACUAUCACAAUCACAGAGAAGUGGCGUCUCUGGGAUUACGUGCAGCGAAUGAAGCGCGAGCAGCCCUACUGGAUAACCAAGGAGUCUGUGUCUUGGGACGAACUCGAGGCCAAGUACGCACUCCGGAGCCGCUCUUUGUCAUCAGACUCCUUGCGCGGUGACCUGCUGUUCUCCAGGGGUAGCCCGUGUACGCCCACGCCACUGGGGCGUUCGUUGUACAGGAAGGAGUCGACAGCUGCUCGUGGUGCUGCCGCCGCUGAGCCUGUGAACGAGCUGAAGUGCGAGCCGGACGAACGCUUUACGCUAUCCGAGCAGUGGGACGCAGGGUCGCCCCACAGAGAUCGCGUGGUAUCUGCAAUCUGCCCCAAGAAGAAACAAGGUUGGCAACGGCUCUUGGGAAAGGUUUUUCAUCCGAAACCGAAGAGCUCGACAAAAGACCACAUCACCCCCGAUGACUCCAGCUUCGCGGCUGUCACCAACAGCUCCAGUCCAUGCUCCCGUUACGAAGGAUCGCCGCCACCCUCGACUUUAUUUCCAAAGCAACGACCGACAGGUUUUCUUCGGCGGUCACUGCGAAAAGUAACCAUGGCGGCACGCAAACACGACUGAACGUCCAUCUUGUCGACGUAGCGAUAUUUUGCAUUAUGUACACACUUUUUAUUUGAUUUUAUUGUGCUUUUGACAACUUUUCGCUCACUGUAGAAUAAUAAAGGGUUAAUGCCCCCGCGAUAUGCCAUACCC
Molecule: messenger RNA, 1262 nt
Organism: Rhipicephalus microplus (southern cattle tick)
Lineage: Eukaryota; Metazoa; Arthropoda; Arachnida; Ixodida; Ixodidae
Source: RefSeq, a predicted model, not a curated record